AUGACCCUUGCGAUGAUAAAUGAGCACAAACAAGUUCCUUCUUCUGUAAAGAACAGGAAACAACCACAGAAUGAUGAAAAAGAUUCCCCGCUGCACUUCCUGUGCCACGUUCAGAGGAGGAUGAGCACGGUGGCAAUGCCGGGACCUCUGAUGCUGUUACUUCUGCUGCUGGACAGCCAGAUUAUCGCAUUUAAUUCAAUACCUGAGGGAUGGAAAUAUGAGGUGGUCUAUCCUCGAAAACUUCGUACUCAGCACAAAAGAGAUACUCAGAGCAAGUAUCCAGCCCAAGUGCACUAUGGACUAGAAGUGAAUGGAAAGCCAAUCGUUCUCCAGCUGGAAAAGACUGAAGAUCUGCUCUCUGGUAACUAUACAGAGACUCAAUAUCUGGAUGACGUAACUCCUGUGACCACUAUUCCAGAAGAAUUGGACCACUGCUAUUAUCAGGGCCAUGUAAAGGAUGACAGCAGCUCCCUGGUCAGCCUCAGUGCUUGCCAGGGACUGAGUGGCCUUAUUGUGACACAAGAACAAAAGCUUUUGAUUGAGCCCCUAAACCUGACAGAGAAUGGAGCCCAUGCUGUGUAUGCCUAUCAGGACCAGGAUGCCCCUAAGACUUGUCGAGUGAACCAUACCAUGUAUAAUGAGUCAAUAAUAACUAAAACAGCUUCUUUCAGCACAAAUUCUGAGGUACAAGAAUACCUUAAAGCUAGAAAAUACAUUGAGCUGUAUAUUGUGGUGGAUAAUUCUAUGUUUAUAAAAUAUAACGGUAAUGAAGAAGAAAUCCGGACAAGGAUAUUCAAAAUGCUGAAUUACAUGAACACAGUGUACAAGCUCCUAAAUAUUUUUGUUGCACUGACUGGCAUGGAAAUCUGGAAGACAAAUGACCAUUUUCAAGUAGUCACAGACAUGGAGCUUACUUUAAACAGGUUCACUGAUUGGAGGAAAGACAAUCUGUUGCCCAGGAAACCCCAUGAUAAUGCCCAGUUUAUAACUAAUGUUGACUUUGAUGGCACUAAUGUGGGAUAUGCUUGGACUAAAGAAAUGUGCAGUGAUAGGAGGUCUGCAGGAGUAAGCCAGGAUCACUCUGCAGAUCCUUUUCUAGUUGGUGCAACCAUGGCACAUGAAAUGGGACACAAUCUCGGAAUGGAUCAUGAUGAAGGCAUCUGCAAAUGCCACCUUAAAACUUGUAUCAUGGCACCUUCUUUAAGCAAUGUCCUGCCAGACACGUUCAGCUCCUGCAGUCAUCAGAGCUAUCAGAAUUUCAUUGAGCAACAAAUGCCGCUCUGUAUAAAGAACAAGCCAAGAAAAGGUGAUAUUUACAAUGACCCGGUGUGUGGAAAUAAAUUCACAGAGGCUGGAGAGGAAUGUGACUGCGGCAUGGUUGAGGAAUGUGCCAACAACUGCUGCGAUGCCACUACAUGCAAAUUUAGACCGGGCACUCAGUGUGCAGAGGGGGAGUGUUGCACAGAUUGCCAGCUGAAGACUGCAGGAUCAGUGUGUAGACCAGUUAAAGACGAAUGUGACUUGUCAGAGAUGUGUGACGGGAAAUCUCCUAUGUGCCCUUCUGACCGCUUCCAGGUUAAUGGAGUCUCCUGCAUGAGCGGAAAAGGUUACUGCUACAAUGGAAAUUGCCCCACUCUCCAAGGUCAAUGUAGGAGAUACUGGGGUCCAGAGUCAGUUGUAGCAGAUGAUUCCUGCUGUGAUACAAUGAAGAGAGGGUUUUGUCAGAAAACUGGAGCUGGUGAUCACUGUACAUCCAGGGAUGUGAAGUGCAGAGUGCUAUUCUGCUCUGGGGGUUACUCACAACCCAUUGCUGGAAGCGGUUACUGCACUAUGUCAAACCGAAAUUCAGACUGCAAAACCCUGAAUCCAGCUGUGCUGAUCGAGGAUGGAACUUGGUGUAGGAAUAACAGUAUGUGUAACAAGGGGAGAUGCAUCUCUGUUGCUGAUGUUCAGAAAUGCUCUGCCAAAUGCCCAGGACAUGGGGUUUGUGACCAUGAACAGCAGUGUCAGUGCCAAGAAGGUUGGGUGCCCCCUAACUGUGACAGCAGAGCACAGCUAGGCUCUGGUUACAUUGCACUCAUUGUCAUCAUUCUCCUUAUCAUAGUCGCGGCUGUAUUGUUUAUAGUGUACAAGAAGAAAUUUCAGCGGAGGACUCAUUGCAGGAGAUCUGUAGAAUGUCAGUCAGACUUAGCCAACCCAAUUUUCAACAUUCAAAACGGCACACGAGAGCUUCACAACCCUCAUUCCACAACCCCUCUGGCCCGGAUAAGCGAGGUGUCACUCCUGUGUUGGCGAGGGAGAUUCUUCACUGUUGUCAUUAAUGACAGAGUAAUGCCGCAGAAACCAGAGACAGGAUCAAUCCGGGGAGUGCUGAGUACCUUCCUAUGCCCCCAGCACAGUCUCAGAAGCCUCAAGUAUCACCAAGGUUUCCUCCACAGCCACCGGACCAGUCUCAAAAGCCUCAAAUUUACCAUGAAAGCUCACCCAAAAUGUCAUGUCAGAGACCAACUGCUCCACCUCCACCUAGACCACCGUAAUCCAUCGCUCCACCGCAGUGGCUGGGGCAAGGGGCGCAUGCGCGGAGACCAGCGGGCCGGAUGUCUGCCCCGUGAGCUCCGCUCCUAG
This is a messenger RNA of Nanorana parkeri, 2625 nucleotides long. RefSeq names its product zinc metalloproteinase-disintegrin-like ACLD. Gene Ontology annotation, biological process: proteolysis. The record is from RefSeq and is a predicted model, not a curated record. The transcript has 25 exons. Lineage: Eukaryota; Metazoa; Chordata; Amphibia; Anura; Dicroglossidae. Gene Ontology annotation, molecular function: metalloendopeptidase activity. The coding region runs from base 1 to 2625 and encodes 874 amino acids. Gene Ontology annotation, cellular component: plasma membrane.